Purpureocillium takamizusanense is the source of this 2050-nucleotide messenger RNA. RefSeq lists its product as uncharacterized. NCBI's taxonomy places the organism in Eukaryota, Fungi, Ascomycota, Sordariomycetes, Hypocreales, Ophiocordycipitaceae. Gene Ontology annotation, cellular component: nucleus. Gene Ontology annotation, molecular function: DNA-binding transcription factor activity, RNA polymerase II-specific; RNA polymerase II cis-regulatory region sequence-specific DNA binding. The transcript is spliced from 2 exons. The record is from RefSeq and is a predicted model, not a curated record. Gene Ontology annotation, biological process: regulation of transcription by RNA polymerase II. The coding region runs from base 589 to 1560 and encodes 323 amino acids.
GUCAUGUCGACGUGCCGAGUCCACACGCCCCUCUCCGUUCCCCGAGUCGUUUCGUAUGGGCGGCGGUCGCGCUUCUGGCCCUUUUUCAUCCCAGGUUUCCGCUACUACUACCAGAGUCGUGCUUGGCCCACUGCUGCCAAAUUUUGUGACAGAUGUGCCUGCUCCAGAGCAAGCCGCACCCUCGUCAGGGAUCAUCGUGGGUGCGAUGCCCAUCCAGAUCUGAUGUUGCGUCUCCGCCUUGCCUUUAGCCUUGUUUUUGCCAGCGGGACAACCGUCGGCCAUACUUAUACGUGGGUGGCCCCCAUGGUCCCUGUCCCCGGGAAUGAAUCCGAACCUCCAAGGCGCACACAAAACUCUCAACUACUACCGCUCCUACUGCCACUACCACUGCUACUACGCUACUACUACUACUACUACGACGCUGCCCUCCUGCCUACUGUUGCACUCGGUCAAGGCCUCGGAACUCUAUUGCUACCUCCCAAAAGCCCGCCAGAUAUCCGCCGCCCAAAUUCAGCUCCUUCCUCACCGUUGGGUUUUCUCCGGGUCUAAGUCAAGACAGCAUCGCCACUCCUGCGCUGGCGCAUCGAUAUGGCCGCGCCAUUGGCAUCUUCCCAGUACGCAGUGCCGCAUAGUGGCCACUACCGCCAUUCUCGAAUGCCGCAGCCUCCGCCAUCGCCCCCCAUGGAGGACUCACGCUGUUCCUUGCCGUCCAUAUCCAAGCUCCUUGGCUUGGCAGAUGUAGGAUCGCCUACCAGCGAAGCAUCACCUACGUCUCAGUCAGAUUCAUCACGGUUUGAAGCUGCGGCCUCGUCCUCGCAGCAUGGCAGGCAGGAUUCGUUAUACGACGGCCGCCCAGCGUCGAGUUAUGCAAAGCCAUCCUCCCAGCGGGGAAUGCCUCCGACGCCACCGAUGGGGGCAGAUUCGGCAUUUGACAGCUACAACUCUCCGUCGAUCAAGGCGGUGAACCAGUUCCCCAGCAUCACCGCCUCUGGGCGGUACUAUGAAACAACGCCCCCGCUCGACAACGACUUUCGACGACAGCAGGCAGCGGCUAGCAGGACGGCACGGCCGGCACUGCAGGUUUCUUGUCCUGCGCCUCCUCGGCAAUCCUACUCGGCGAGCCCUUUUCCGCAACAGGCGCAACUGGGCAGCGGCUAUUACACGAGCACCCUACAGAGCGCAGCGUCAUGCCACCCGCAGAUCUCAAAUCUCUACUAUCAACAAACCUUGCCGCAGAGCUUUCCACCCUUAUCCGUUCCGGUUGUGCUGGCGCCAUCGUCGGGGGCGAGCCCAUGGCAGCAUCAUCAUUAUCUUACGCCGUCACACGGUGUUCCGUAUCCCCAGAGCCAGGACCGGUAUAUUUGCCAAACCUGCAACAAGGCCUUCAGCCGACCGAGCAGUCUCCGCAUCCACAGUCAUUCCCAUACAGGAGAAAAGCCUUUUAAGUGCCCGCACACAGGGUGCGGCAAAGCGUUUAGUGUUCGCAGCAACAUGAAGCGGCAUGAGAAGGGCUGCCACAGUUUCGAAGUCGGCACGACAAGGCCUCCGAAUGCCGCCUAGUGUGGGAAAGCGGAUCCUGGGGCUGCGGAACACAGGGUGCCAAUGCGCCGGGUGUGCAUUGAGGGUUCGGCACGUCGACACUGGCCAGGCGAAGGGCCCCAGGCCAAGGUUGAUGUUCUUCACUUCUUGUACGUGCCUAUGGGCUCUGGUCCCCCGUACUUUCUGCCAUUACACGUUCGCGGUGCGGGCUCGGGGCAAGCAAGGGGGCAUGCAAAAAAGCGUUGGAGAUGGGCUUGGGAGUACACUUGGGCAGUCUAGAUGAUUGUGUUGCGCAUUUGCAAGGCGUUUAGGUACGAGAGAAGAGGAACAGGCGGCCUCCGGGAAACAGUAUACCACCAAUAGUACAGUAACGUCGCUCCGCACGAGUUGGGUUCUAAUAAUGGCGACGGUGAUGGCUCUGACCGCUGACUCGUGAACGCGGGAGGGGGCAAAUGGCACAUGUGCGGCGAAAUGCGUGGGUCAAGAGCAAGAGCGGCGCGGCACUGACGAG